AUGAAGUUGCUCGGAAUCAUUCCCUAUCCUUGGCAGCAAGUGCGUGAAUUGCCGGUUCUUUACCGCAUAACUGGCACCAUUACUUUCAUGAACGAGAUUCCGCGUGUGAUAGAACCAGUCUAUCAUGCCCAGUGGAGUAGUAUGCGGCGUGCUGUGCAUAGGGAGAAUCGCGACCGGAGACUUUUCCAACACAUGCGUUUUCCACCUUUUGAUGACGAAGAGCCUCCCCUUGACUAUAGCGACAACACGUUGGAUGUGGAACCAUUGGAGGCUAUUCAACUGGAGCUUGACAAAGAGGAGGACGCAGCAACCUCCUAG
This is a messenger RNA of Sparassis crispa, 318 nucleotides long. RefSeq lists its product as hypothetical. Gene Ontology annotation, biological process: mRNA splicing, via spliceosome; spliceosomal tri-snRNP complex assembly. NCBI's taxonomy places the organism in Eukaryota, Fungi, Basidiomycota, Agaricomycetes, Polyporales, Sparassidaceae. Gene Ontology annotation, cellular component: U5 snRNP; catalytic step 2 spliceosome. Gene Ontology annotation, molecular function: U6 snRNA binding; U1 snRNA binding; U2 snRNA binding. The coding region runs from base 1 to 318 and encodes 105 amino acids. The record is from RefSeq and is a predicted model, not a curated record. The transcript has a single exon.